Messenger RNA from Ruditapes philippinarum (Manila clam), 3392 nucleotides. RefSeq lists its product as uncharacterized. Gene Ontology annotation, molecular function: protein binding. The transcript has a single exon. The coding region runs from base 7 to 2847 and encodes 946 amino acids. The record is from RefSeq and is a predicted model, not a curated record. NCBI's taxonomy places the organism in Eukaryota, Metazoa, Mollusca, Bivalvia, Venerida, Veneridae.
CAUACAAUGGCAUAUGAUUAUGUAAAGAUUGACAUCGCCGAAUUCCGAUGGUAUGCUAAAACAGGGAACUUCAACAAAUGUGAAAGCCUCCUAAACAAGAAUCCGAAUUUGUUGAUUCAAAAGAACAGAGAUGGCGAAGAAACACUCCUUCAUGCCAUAGCAAGAUAUUCCAAGGACGAAAGGAUCGCUCGCAUGGUAUUUUCUCGCCAAGAAGUAGAUGUAAAUGCAUGUGAUUAUUGGGGCCAGACACCAUUGCAUCUUGCUACCCAAGUACAAAACAUAUCCGUCAUGAAAUGGCUAUUAAAAGCGAGAAAAAUAAAUGUCAACAUCAAGGAUGCAAAUGGUUAUAAUCCUCUACAUGUGCUCGUACUUUCAGAAGAUGAGGAGAAUAAGCGCGUCUCGGAUACUGAGGCUGAUACUAAAGAAAUCACUGACAGAUGGAAAGAAGGAAUUCAGCUUCUUGUUGAAGCAAAUGCAGACAUAAAUGCGAUAACAAAUAAUGGGCAAAACAUCCUUCAUCUUGCUGCAUCUAAACCUUGUGCAGAAAGAUUUGUCGUCUACAUUCUUGUACAUUAUCCUGCGGUAGAAUGGUCAGCGACUGACGCGUCAGGGGAGAAUUUUCUACAUAUUCUAUUUGACAACAUAACCUACGAGAAUGAAGUAUUGGAAGAUAUUUUACCAAAACUCGGCAAAUACAUUGGAAAUGAAACAGUUUUAAAAAACAUGUUCAACCAGAAAGACGUUCUUGGUGUACCUCCGUGGUUUACUUUGGUAAAAGAGCAAAAGUACUUUAUUGAAGAUAAAACUGAUUGCCUGGAAACGAUUUUCAUACAAUACAAAGCUUCUAUUAAUGAAACAGAUAAUCUGGGAAACACAGUUCUCCAUAGACUUCUUGGAGGUUUUGGAAGCAGUGAUGUUUGGAAACUUAUUGGCUGUUUGCUCAAACAUAAUCUUGACGUUAAUGCAAGGAACGUUUUUGGCGAGGAAGCUAUUUCUGAAUUGCAUAUGGACGAAGCGUUUGAAAUACUUAAGCUGCAAAAUUGUGACUUUAAAAAUAGGAACAGAUGGGGAAGAAUGCCAUUUCAGUGUAUUAUGAAUCUAUAUCCGAGCCCAAAAUUCAUUGAAAGAAUGUUAAGUGAGCAUUGUGUUGAGCUAGAUUCUCAAGACAUGUAUGAAUCUACAGCCUUGCAUUUUGCUGCGUACAAAGGCAACGAAGAGCAUGUCAAGUUGCUUAUGGAAUACGGUGCAAACGUAGACUUAGUUGAUAGCAUGAAAGAUACACCCAUAGAAACUGCAAAACGCCAUGGAAAUUUCAAAUGCAUGAAACUUAUUUUCGAAACUGAAAACUUAUAUGUAAGAGAAAAUAAGAAGACAUUUCCACUUUAUAAAGCCUCAAAUGAAAUUUCCCUCUCAAGAUUGUUAGACAAUCCAAAUUUAAAGGAACACUUGGAAAAUUUCCCAAACGAUUUUAAACGAUAUAGCGAAUAUUUGCUUAAAGCCAGACGCACAUGCACACUUGCUAGUCCGUCUGAGGAGCAUGCGGAGGAUAACGACGUAAUUGCAGCAGUGCGGCACCAUAUCGAACAAAUUUGUCAAUACGUCAACGAGUACGAUUCUAGAUUUAGAAUGACCGUAUUUCCUACCGGAAGUACAGUAGAAGGUACGAAGGUUGGCCGUCCUGAUGAGUUCGACUUCGUUUUAUGCCUCGAAGCACUAAGUAGAUAUUGUGUGAUUAAAUCACCACAGCCAUAUAGUCCAGCGCAUGCUCUUUUGCAAUUCAAAGAUAAGCCGGUUCCAGAAGGUUUCAUAUCAUUUUCUGAUCCAGAAGGCUACUUCCAAGCUCUUCCUUUUCUGAAAUACCUUUUCAGAUACAUUAAAAGAGCCCUCGGCGAGAGAAAAUUGUGGGAAAAGGGAAAUCUUUCUUGUAGGUAUUAUUGUAAGUACUGGGAUACUCUACACGUGAUUCCAGAAAAACCGGUGUUCAACUUUAAAAUGUAUUGGAUAGGAUCAAAGUACAAGCAAAUAGAGCUCAGCAUAGAUCUUGUUCCUGCUGUCUACAAGCGCGGAUGGUGGCCGGCGAAAGCCUGUCUGGAGACUAUGAGACUUGUCUCUGACCGUGUAAAGGAUGAGGGCUGCUUCUUAUUGUUACAAGUCGAUAGCAAUGAAUUUAACGAUAAGUGGUGUGCCAUGAAUAAUGUCAGGAAUGACAGUGUCGGUUACACGCUAAACAUCUGUCAGGGAACUCGCGCAAAUAAAAUGCUACGCAUUUCAGUCGCACCAGCCGAAAUAUCUCUAAUGAAGUCUCUACCAGAGAUUUACCGCCAAGCCUAUGCACUUUCAAAGAUUGUUAAAAGUGUUGAAAUUUGCCCCUCUGUUCGCAUCGAUACGACUCCAAUGAAUUUCCAUAACUUUGUAAAGGCCGAAAAUACAAUAGUGGAUCCAACUGAUGACUUAAAAAGUUACUGGCUUAAAAAUUGCACAUUUCUUGUGGCUGAAGACUUGGGAUUAGAUAUUUCUGAAACAAUAACACCUUUAGAAAUUACUACAUUGAUAUACAAAAAGUUAGCUGAAUUGUCAAAGUCAUGGUCUCUGAAACCUUAUUUGUUACCACAAGUACGUCUGCUAGAGUAUGGAUCAAAGGAUAUCUACGCACUCAGGGAUAAAUACAGCAUACUGUUAAAACGAAAAGUCUGUCUAGAUGUUGUCCUCGGAAUACUAGGUGAACCGUUACCGCAGCAAGAAAAGGAUUAUAUAAAAUGGGCUGACGAGAGUUUACAGAUAGAAGAAACAAUUCAACAGUCUUUAAACCCGAAGUUUUCAAUAGAUAUAAACACUGUUUUUUUUUAAUUGGUUAGAUUGAUUUGGAGUAAAAUAGUGUUUGUCUCCCAAAAUUUGACCUUGAAACUAAAAUAUUUGCGUAUGGACAUUGCCCUACAAAUAAUAGAGUGACGAUCUGUUUAAAAAUAGCAAACAACGUUGUGUAGUAAAAGCUAAAAUAUAUCAUUUGCCUAAAGUGCAAGAAGGGUUAUGAAUUUAUUUAUUUAUUUAUUUAUUUAUUUAUUUGUUUAUUUGAGAUAUAGCAAGGAUGCAUAAAAAUGUAAUUUGUUUGGUUUAAACAGUAUUUUCUUCAUAAAAUGCAAACAUAUACAAUUAUGAUACAAUUAUGACAAAACAAUAUUAUAUAAAACAGGAUUGAAAUUUGUUUUAUAGUCUAUUUAGUAAUGUAAGGAUAUUUUGAUUUUCUAACAGUUAAUCACGAUAGAGGGGUGAACAUUUGUAUGCACAGCUACUUAUAGUAUAGAGUUAUUGAUAGACGAAAUAGACCUAGGUUGUUGUGGUAGUUUUUACAAUUGAUUUAGUGGAAUAAAAUCAAGUUUUAACUUUUGGCUUAC